Molecule: messenger RNA, 2629 nt
Organism: Helianthus annuus (common sunflower)
Lineage: Eukaryota; Viridiplantae; Streptophyta; Magnoliopsida; Asterales; Asteraceae
Exons: 8
Coding region: 108-2453 (781 amino acids)
Source: RefSeq, a predicted model, not a curated record
CAUAUAUCUUCUCUCCCACAUUUGUUGGUUAUAGGGACUUGCUUAUUUAUACCAUCAAAGUAAUCUUCCUCAAUCAUCCAAUCUCUUACAACUUCUUACUCUAACUAAUGGCUUCCUCAAGCAUUAGUGCCAUUACCAAAGGGUCACAACAAUAUCCAUUCCCUUCUAGUUUAAAUGCUGCUGCCAGCUUUGUGUCUAUAAAGUUGUCCGGUAAGCAUAACUAUGCAGGAUGGCAGGAACAGAUGCGGUGUCUUCUCGAUAGCCAUGAUAUGCUCGGUUUUAUCGAUGGGGGAUUCUCGGAGCCUAUGGAAUGUAGUGGUUCUAAGAGGAUGCUAAACAUCCCCGCUUUUGAGGCUACGCAUAGAAAAUGGAAAAGGUCGGACACCCUAGUGAAAGGAUGGAUAUUCGGCUCCUUGAGUGAAGAUGUCAUGGAAACUGUUGUCGGUCUCCAAACAGCGUAUGCUGUUUGGAAAAAGCUAGAGACAAAUUAUAAUACUCCGCCUGCAGAAGCUCCAGCUCCUAUCGCGAAGGCUAACGCAACCUCCGGGAAAAAAAGUGUGGGGGAAUACUCCCAACUAUGUAGAGCUAUUCAACAGAGAAACCUGCCUAAAACUAAAGAGCUUUUGAGAAACGACUCGGAUGCAUUGAUUGACGUACUCAACGUUGACGGGGAGAGGGCACUACAUCUUGCGAUUCUCGAAAGUCAUGAGGAUAAAUUUGAUUCUUCUCAUCACGGUUUUCUAAAGAAACUCCUACAUGACAUAAAAGAUUCGGAGAUACUUCCGAGUCUAGUGAAUAAUAAACAGCAAAACGCGUUGCAUUACGCUGCAAUGCUUGGCGACAAAAGAGUUGCAGAGAUGUUGGUAAAGAGAAACCCACACUUGUUAUUCUGUGUCGAUAGCGACAAGUUCUUGCCUAUCACCAGAGCUGCUUUUCAUUCUCACAAGGCUACUUUUACUUAUCUUCUUAAAGAGUGUAGAACACAUAUUAAGCUUAGCGAAAAGGAUAGAUACCACAAUCCAUUUAUCGGCGAAAAUGGAGUUUUGCUCAUCACCACUACAAUCUGCUCUGGAUUUUUGGAUGAUGCAUAUUCCUUGCUCCAAGAGCAUCCUGAACUGGCUACACUAAAGGUCCCUGGUACUAUGGGUCUAUUAUGGUGUAUUGCGCAAAAGUGGGAUGCAUAUCCGAGUGGCAAACGAUACAACAUCUACCAAAGAUUUGUUUAUCGCAAUAUCGUUACAAAGGAUCGCAGGAAUUAUGCAUGUAUCAACAGCUUUAACUCCCAUGAUGAAAUUCGCCUCACAUACAUGGAGAAAUACGUCUACCCUGUCGCCAACUGGAUUUAUGUCAGACUCUGGAGAUUGGCAAUUCAGAAUGUGCCACAUAUUACGAAACUACACGAGGAGAAAGUGAAACAUAAUAGAGCUUUUAUGAUUCUCAAGCGUAUAUGCGUUGAAGUUAGUAAACUAAAGUCAGGUACUUCUGAUCAUUAUGGAGAUGCAUUUCUUGUCGCGAUGGAAAAUGAUACUCCAGAGGUACUAAGUAUGAUCAUCGAAACUUUCCCACAGUCAAUGUGGACUAGUGAUGUUAAUGGUUAUACUGUUUCUCAAAUUUCAAUAAUGAACCGUUGUGAGAAAGUUUACAACCUUUUGGUAAAUAUGAUGGUUCUUCGCAAAUUUUCUCAUAAAUCAAUUAUCGACAAAGAUGGAAAUAACCUCUUGCACUUGGUUGGGAAAUUGGCACCUCCACACAAAAUCAAUAGGGUUACCGGUGGGGCAUUACAAAUGCAAAAGGAAUUACAAUGGUUUCAGGAAGUGAGAGAAAUAUUACGUCCAGAGGACAUGGAAGAGAGGAACAAAAACAAAGAAACACCAAUGAUGGUAUUCAGGAAAGAGCACAAGGAUUUGAGACAAAAAGGUGAAGACUGGAUGAAAAAAACGGCGGAUUCAUAUACUAUCACAGCUGCACUUAUUAUCACAAUGGUUUUUGCAGCGGCUAUUACCGUACCAGGUGGGAACAAUGGGGAGACUGGGCAAGCAACUUAUAGAGAAAGUCUCAGCUUCAUCAUAUUUGUUGUCUCUAAUGCUAUCUCAUUAUUCACAUCCACCACGGCCUUGUUGUUGUUUCUAUCCAUUCUCACGGCACGUUAUGCGGAUGAUGAUUUUCUCUACAAGUUACCCAAGAGAUUAAUAUUUGGCCUUGUGAUGUUAUUCAUAUCAGUGUCCGCCAUGAUGAUAGCCUUCAGUGCAAGUUUAUAUAUUAAUUUUGAACAUGACAAGCCAUGGGUCUUGAUCCCAAUCGCUGCAUUAACAUGUCUACCAAUUGCUUCAUUUGCAACAUUGCAGCUACCAUUGCUUGUUGUUCUCAUCACUUCAACAUAUGGGCGUGGAAUAUUCCGUAGGAGCAUGCUUAAGAUAGAAGCUGCCGAGUUUAAUGAUUUAGUUCCAAAAUAGGAUAGAAUCUGCUAGCAAUGCAGAUGUAUGUGAUGUUGCAUCUUUGAUUUGGUUAAAAUUUGGAGCUAAAGAAUAUUUGUAACAUGUAUAAUUAGAUCCGCAAUAUGUAAAUCAUCAAAUCCUUGUGAUUCUUGGUGUUUUAAUGUUGAUUUCCACUAUUCAAACAAAAUAAAAAA